Messenger RNA from Parnassius apollo (apollo), 1059 nucleotides. Lineage: Eukaryota; Metazoa; Arthropoda; Insecta; Lepidoptera; Papilionidae. The record is from the annotation of a GenBank genome assembly.
AUGAUUACGGAGUUGGAAGGAAAAUCAGCUGUAGAAAUAUUCGAAAACUUGUUGUGUCACGACAUUCUAGAAUAUAUUGUGCACGAAACUGUAACCUACGCCAAACAUUAUAAAAAUGAUUUGAACUUCAAUCUAACUAUAAAUGAGUUAAAAGUCUUUGUAGGAAUUUUGUUUUUCUCUUCGUGUCAUCACUUGCCGCAAAGUAAACUUUAUUGGUGUAGAGAUGAGGAUGUACAUAUUCCAUUUGUUGAACCGGCAAUGUCCCGUAAUCGUUUUGAUAAAAUUAAAUCCAAUUUAAAUUUCAAUGACAACUCACAAAUUGAUAAUACUGAAAAAGUUUUCAAAAUUUGCCCACUUAUCGAAAAAGCUAAUGAAUCAUUCCGAAAGUUUGGUAUAUAUGAAUCCAAUUUAGCUGUUGAUGAAAUGAUCGUCAAAUACUUUGGUCACCAUGGAAUCAAACAAUUUAUAAAAGGUAAACCAGUAAAGUUCAGAUAUAAUCUUUGGGCACUGUGUGGAGUCAGCGGAUAUUGUUACAACUUUUCGCUUUACACGGGCAAGGAUGCUCAAAUCUCUGCUUGUAGUAACGUUGGCUUGGGUGCAACAGUGGUAAAAAAGUUGCUUGCAAUUUGUACAGAUCCCAGAGCACACGUAGUCUACUUCGAUAACUUUUUCAGCAGCAUACAAUUGUUGAUUGAUUUGAAAUCUCAAGGGUUCAGAGCUACAGGGACAGUCAGAGAAAAUAGGAUUAAAAAAUGUCCUAUCAUGACCAAAAAGGAGAUGAAAAAGAAAGACCGAGGUUUUUCCGAUUAUUGUUUUGAUAAAAAUAAUGAUGUUUUGUACGUGAAAUGGCAUGAAAACAAUGUUGUUAGUCUUUUGACUAAUUUUGAUUCUGUUGAACCUUUGGUAAAAACGAAUAGGUACUCAAAGAAAGAAAAGGCCGAAGUAGCCGUGAAUCAGCCAAUGCUUUUUCAUAAUUAUAAUAAAAAUAUGGGAGGAGUGGAUAAACAUGAUUGGUUGAUUUCUAAAUAUCCAAUCUGCUUUAGAGGUAAAAAAUGGUAA